AAUCAUUGCUACAAUUACAGCUACAACAGCAGAAGACCACAUCAAGUUGUACUUCUGUCAUCCAAGAACAUUAAUCAAAGGCUUUCAUGGGCACAUCUCACUGAAUCUUGACAGUUAAAGACUGGAAGAAGAAAAGAUGCUUCUGCAUAAUCCAGAUCUUGCCUGUGGGUGGCAAUGUAUCCAAACUUCCACAACCCGUUUGCAGAUGAUGAUAAAGAGCAUGCCAUACCAACAGCAAGAGGCUUUAACUUUGAUGAUUGUGAUGAAGAAAAAAGCACAAUGAGCCCAGGAGAUCGACGCCAAAGGCAGCUGGAACAAGAGGUCAUGCGCACAGCUCAGUCUGCAAUGGACAGCAGCAGUCGCUCCCUCAGCCUCAUCUAUAAUUCUGAGAAAAUUGGGACAGAGGCAGCAGAGGAGUUGAUUCGUCAGGGUGAGGCCUUGAAGAGGGCAGAGCGAAUGGUUGAUAAUAUGGCACAGGAAAUGAAGACUAGUCAAAAGCACAUAAACUCUAUUAAAAGUGUAUGGGGAGGUGUAGUUAACUACUUCAAAGGAAAUUCUACGCCAAGGCCACCACAGAAGGAACAGCCACCAGUCUAUGAGGCCAGCAACAGAAUACAGAAUGUACUGGCAGAGAGCAAGGAGCAUGUAGGCAAAUAUGAGGCCAGCCAUCCCAACCUCAGGAAACUGGACACAUCUGGCCAAGUAUGGUUUGGAGCUUCAUUUGAUAAUGAAUCAUCGCAAAAUGGAUACUCGAAGAAUACACACUUGAAAGCUGUUCAUCAGCAUCUGGACAAUAACUUAGAUGAGAUGUCUGAAGGUCUGAGUAGACUGAAGAAUUUGGGCCUGGGGUUGCAAGCAGAGAUUGAUGAUCAAGAUGUCUCACUGGAUUCUUUGUUAAACAAAGUGGACUCUAUGGAAGGCAAGAUAAGCUCUACCAACCGCCAACUCAAAAAUCUGAAAUGAGCCUAGAUACUGAAAAUAAUUCCAGUGUCAUUUCAGUAGUAGUGCAUUCUUGUACAUUAUUUGAUUGAUAGCCAAUUUAACAGUUUUACAAAUUUAACUAGUGAGUCUAAGCAUAGUCUAUCCCCACAAUAUUGCAGUGGUACCAGGAUCACAGGGUGCUUGAUUUACUGUAUCUUCUUUUGUCUUAUAAGCAUUGGUAUAUGCAGAACAGGAAUAUAAUUCCUCUGUACAUAUACAGCUAAAGAGCUUUUUAUGUAUUCAUCUUUUUUUUUGUAGCUUUUAGCCAGAUCUAACAUCUGAUCUAAUCUGUAGUUAUUUUGUGAAAGGCUGUUCACAAAAGCAAUUAUAUGGUCUAUAAAAAUUAAAAAUAAAACUUGUCAAGGACUUGUUGCAGUAAAUGAAGAACACCUAUUUUAUAGCAUAAUGAUAAUCAUUCUUUCCAUCAUUGCAGUGCAUUGUGAGGUUUAAU
Hemibagrus wyckioides is the source of this 1432-nucleotide messenger RNA. RefSeq names its product synaptosome associated protein 29 (gene snap29). The transcript is spliced from 6 exons. Gene Ontology annotation, cellular component: plasma membrane; SNARE complex. The record is from RefSeq and is a predicted model, not a curated record. The coding region runs from base 175 to 963 and encodes 262 amino acids. Gene Ontology annotation, molecular function: SNAP receptor activity; syntaxin binding. NCBI's taxonomy places the organism in Eukaryota, Metazoa, Chordata, Actinopteri, Siluriformes, Bagridae. Gene Ontology annotation, biological process: synaptic vesicle fusion to presynaptic active zone membrane; synaptic vesicle priming; exocytosis.